Cynoglossus semilaevis (tongue sole) is the source of this 1112-nucleotide messenger RNA. Its product is annotated as early nodulin-75-like. The record is from RefSeq and is a predicted model, not a curated record. The coding region runs from base 453 to 1019 and encodes 188 amino acids. The transcript has a single exon. NCBI's taxonomy places the organism in Eukaryota, Metazoa, Chordata, Actinopteri, Pleuronectiformes, Cynoglossidae. Gene Ontology annotation, molecular function: protein binding.
GGUGUCAAAGACAUCCUCCAGAAUUUAACAAAAAAGGAACGGAAACAAUUCCAUAGAUGGAGAAUACAUAGAGAAAUUGAUUUGUAAUUUUCAUAUAUAAAGUUUUUUUUUAACUUGUGUCUAAAUUGUCUUUGAACUUUUUGAACCACAUGGUUUCUAUUACAUACACAUUGACUUUGUCCUGUCUUUCUGUCCCCUGUCUUACAGAAACCACUGUGCCUACGUCACAGAAAAGACUGUUUCCUUCACUGUUCAGGAUGGAGCAGCUCCUUAUGUCAAAGCAGAGUACAACAAGUGUUCCUGGGGUCAGAAAUGUCCAGCUCUAAUGUAAGUGAAACUCAAAGCAAGGGUUAUGGUUUUAAAAAAAAAGACUUUGAUAGAAGCUUUAAAGACAAACCUGGAGAUGAACGAGUCAAACUAUAGGUUUGUCUUUUCCUUCCAGGUAUCGACUGAUGUACAAACCAAUCUACAAGGUCGCACAUAAAACUGUGACGGAGCUGGAAUGGCGCUGCUGUCCGGGGUAUUCUGGCUAUGGCUGCAUGGAGGGUCCACCAGUUUACCAACACCCAAUGAAAAUAAUGCCACCAUUCAAGGGCCCACCAAUGAAAGGCGUACAGUCUAAGGGGCCACCUUACAAAGGUCCCAUGUUCAAGGGACCCAUGUUUAAGGGACCACCCAUACACACUCCCAUGAAAGGAACCCCGUGGAGUCAACCCCAAGGACCGGCUCCGGGCGGUUUCAUCUCUAAUCCAAUGCCUCACUUUGGGCCUCCCAGCUCCUCCACCUCCUACCCAGAGAACUCCUUCGAGUCUUUUUCACCAGAGUCAGAGCCGGAACCAAUGCCAGAGCACCUGGAGCCACAUGACACAGAGGAGGACCACGAGCACCAGCUUCAGCCAAGUCAACAACCUGAGGAACAACUACUAGAAGAAACACCUGCUCCUUCCUCUGGAAGUGAACAGCCUGAGGCUGAAAACAUAAGUACGUUCAAAUUAAACAAUGACAUGAAAUGUAUUUAAUGUAUUUCCACGUAUUCCAAUUUAUAUAUAUUUAUUUUUAUAUAUUUUUAGGGCGAACUCUAGACCGCGAGACAGAAGAGCGGAUAUUUCGUA